AUGUCUGGAGAAGCUGAAAAACCUGAAGAUCUUAUUCAGAGAGAUCCUGUUCAGGAAGAACUGCUGACCAGCAGUGGCCAAAUGCAGGAAACUACUGAAAACCAAGCGUUUCUGAAUUUAUUGAAGCGACUGGGACUUGCCAGCUAUUAUCCACAGAAAAUGGGGCGAGCAGAUUUCCACAUCAUUUACAAGACCUCUGUGCAUGACAGCCAGCCCAGCAAGGACAGUGAGCUGCCAUUUUAUUUUUUGCAAAAGCUGAUGAUGCUGGACUACCGUGUAAGGUACCUGGUUUGCAAGGAUGACCCGAAAACUGAACAAGACCCAGCAAAUGCACCAACAACCGAAGGCAAUGAGGGCGAAUCCUUCAAUACAUUUGAUGACUUUUUUAAUGACUUUACAGAGCGAGCUGGUGGAUCUACCGUGCAUCAGACACACGUGCAUCCAAUGGACAUCCAGAUGGCGAUUUUUCACUGUGCCGAUGAUUUCAUGAGGCAAUACGUUUGCACAAAGCUUGCGCUCUGCCAGUUUGCCCUCCCACUGCUGGUGCCAAGUCCUCGUGGCUCCCAGAUACAAUUCCCUCUUUGGGCCCUUAGCCUGCUCCACAAGAGCUGGAAAGGCGCUGAGCAAUCUGGAGAUGGCACAAGAACUAAAACUAACAAAAACAAACUGAUUUACCGAGUGGACACCCCAGUGGUGUCCUUCAUGCGCAUUGGGGAUUCUCCUGCUUCUUCUAAGUCUCAGAUCCUGAACGCGCUGCUGAGCAAGCACAAGCACGAUAUCUUUUUCCAUCGUCAUUGCAGAGGCAGCAGCAAAGACUGCCUCCUAAUGAGAGGAGUCGUGGAAAUCUUCUGGUAUUGUCCGGCUGGGAGAGAUGACGAUCGAUUUGACAACUGCAUUGCCUUUACUAACCUGCACGGAGAUGCACGAGAACACGAGCAACAAAUCCAGUUCUUACAGGAAGUUUCGUCUAUUAACGUGAUUCUCAUCACUGAGUCUGGUCAGAAGGACGAAAAAGGCAUGAAAAUUGUACGUGAUCUCUGGCAAUCUCAAAACCCUCUGCUCUGUCUUCUUGCUGACAAAGAGAAAGUUGUGGCUGGAAGAUCUCCCCAGCACAUCAAAAUAGCCCUCAAGAACAGGAACGAAGCAGAGCUGAUGGACGAGCUGACCACAACCAUUAGGCAUUUCCUGGCAGGCUCACCCCGCACCGUCAGUCUGGAGGCCUGUGGAGAGAUUGCUCGCCGGCAUGGUUUCCUCAUCGAUGGAGACAAGGAAGAGUGUCAGGAAGCCAGAGCUGUGGCACAGACUCUGGUGACGCUCCUGAACGAGAAUAAAUUGCGUGACAUCAAGGAAAAGCUACUGCCCUUGCAAGGAGGGUUGUGGCACGAGUGGUGCAGAAAGGACAAGGAACUUACCCGCCUGCAGGACAAAGGGGACCGAAGCAUUGAGCAGCACCGGAGUGAGAUUGAGUCAGAAAAGUCUGUGAUACGAAAUAAGCAGCUGAAAAGAGCAUUCCCCCUCAAUGACCUGAUGAGAUCCGUGCUUGAAUUUCUCAGGGUGCAUCCAGAGGCCACCAAAAAGUACUUCUUGCAGUGGAUGAAAGUCUUCAUGGAUGACCUGUCCUCCGACCGACUUGCAGUUCUUCAGCAAAAUUAUCAUAAAUUGUGGUCUGAUAUCUUGGCACAAAAGAAAAAAGGAGUGGAUGAUGGCUUGAAAAAUAAGCUAAGAAAGUUAGAGGCACUCUCAAAUGAAAUCAAUGAUUCUACCAUUGGCCUUGAGCACAUUUUGAGAGAGGUUGGGCAGAUUUAUGAAGCUUUGGAGGCAAUGAAUAAAAAAGAUAAAUGUUUUCUUGAACUACCUCAAAUUGCCGCUGACCUGAUGGUUUCAGGGUAUCCCGUUGAGCUGAUGGACGGUGACGCUUCCUACGUGCCACUGAAAUGGGUGGGGGCAGUUUUUGACAGAUUGAUUGAGAAGCUGGGGGACAAAAAGGUGUUUGUUCUCUCGGUGCUCGGCAUCCAGAGCACUGGAAAAUCAACGCUGCUCAACGCCAUGUUUGGCCUGCAGUUCAACGUCAGUGCAGGGCGAUGCACCAGGGGAGCUUUUAUGCAGCUCAUUAAAGUGGAUGAGAAACUCCAACAAGAUCUGCACUUUGAUUACGUAUUUGUAGUUGAUACUGAGGGGCUUCGGGCCAUGGAGCUGGCCAAUAAACUGUCAUGCAGUCAUGACAACGAGCUGGCCACUUUCGUCAUUGGCCUCGGCAACGUGACGUUAAUCAAUAUAUUUGGGGAGAAUCCCUCAGAAAUGCAGGACAUCCUGCAGAUCGCAGUGCAGGCUUUUCUGAGGAUGAAGCAAGUCCGUCUCUCCCCAGGCUGUUUGUUUGUGCACCAAAAUGUUGGAGACAUCGCUGCAAAAGAGCAGAACAUGGAAGGACAAAGGCGCUUGCAGGAAAAGUUAGAUGAAAUGACGGUCAUAGCAGCCCAGCAGGAGUUCUGUGACGCCACCUGCUUUAACGAUGUGAUCCGGUUUGAUGUGAACAGCCACAUCCACUACUUUGCUCACCUGUGGGAAGGAAACCCCCCCAUGGCCCCCCCAAACCCCAGUUACAGCCAGAACGUGCAGGACCUGAAGAACAGCAUCCUCGCGGCUGCCAGACACGAAUCCCAGGGCAGGGUCUUACAGCUCUCAGGAUUAAAGGUCCGCAUCGGCGACCUGUGGAGCGCUUUGCUGAAUGAGAAUUUUAUUUUCAGCUUCAAGAAUUCACUGGAGAUUGCAACGUACAAGAAGUUAGAAGUGAUGUAUGGCCAAUGGACGUGGCAGCUCAGAAGCCACGUACUGGAUUUGGAAACAAAACUGAGCAAUCGCAUUCAGAACGGAGACGUGCUCCCGGUCAGCCACGGGAACCUGGAAGAGCAAGUUCAAGCAAAGUACAGUGCCAUCAUGAAGGAGUUUGAAGAGUAUUUCAGUGAGGACAAGGACUCGGAGAUGUUGAUCCAGUGGAAAGCUGGCAUUGAACUGAAGCUGCAAGAUCUGAAAGGGUCGCUUGUGGCAGAAACAAAGAAGAAGUGUGAAAAACUCAUUGAACUGAAGAAGAACGAAAGCAAGGUAGAUGCAAAGAAGUCAGAGUAUGAGAAUGAGCUUUUCAGAAGAAGCAGAGACUUGGCUCUGUCACUAAAAGGCAAGGAACUGAGUGAGCGCGAACUGAGACUCAGCUUUAACUCCCUCUGGACUAGGUGGGUCACUGAAGUGUCCUCCGCGGCUCCACCUGCUGAAGAGCCUAAUAUUAAUGUCGACCUGGAGAGUAUCCUUCUGGAGCGUUUUACACAGCCUAAUCUAGCAAGAAGAAUUAAGGAUUUUUCCAGGAAAAAAAAGUUUUCUGUAGAUUUUUCUAAACAUAUCUGUACAAAGAAAAAAAUUUACUUUUUCAAGACUGAUUUAGUUGAAUGUGACAAAAAGAACAUCCAGCAAAUAACAGAUCACAUCAUGCACCUUGUCAAAGAAAAGAUUGAUCAGAAAGAGCAACAAAAAAGGGAUUACAAUCGAGGUUACUUUCAUGAAAUACUGAAUGAAAUUAGGAUAGGUAUAAGCUCCCUACCCAGCACUUCAACAUAUACCUUCAAUGCAGAGUACGAAAUAGAGCUAUCAUUGUACCUAUGCAAAAUGGCAGCACAAAGGUUUGAAGAUAUGCACGCAGCCUUUAAAAAAGCAAACGAUCCAGCUUUGUACCUGGAAAGCAAGAGAGAAGAUUUCUUCAAGUGCUUUCAGAUUUCCUGCCAAGGCGCCACCUCCAUCACAACGUUGGCCGAUUUCUUAUGAGCCAAGCUGUCUGCAGCGCUUCUCCAGGCAGUGUACGACAAGACUGCCAUUGACAUCGCCGGUGAGAUGAGGGCCAACUAUCCAGCCUCCAAUGGCAACCGAUCCAAACUAGAAGCCUAUGUUCUGAAAUCCCUGGCAGAAGAGGAAAACUUUGACAAGUACCGGCAGUACAUUCACUUCCCAAAGGACUUCAUAGAGGGUUUUAUCAAAAAGUGCGUUGAGGAUUAUUGUUUCAAUCAAAGGAAUCCAAGACUGAGGACUGUGUUAAGUAUUUCUCUUGAUACUUUGCACUCUCGUGUUGUCUCAGCUAUUGAUGACUCUACUAGGGUGGUGAAAGACAGAAGGGGCAAUGUAUCCUCAUGGCUGGAUGAGUUCUGCACCAGACUUGGAGGAGAUCUGUGCUUUCCAAGAAGUGAUCUGAAAGGCAUUGAACACCAGGAGAUUACAGAUAUAGAAUUUCUGAAGAAAGCAAUGAAUAAAGCAUUGGAUCCAGUGAUAGAAAAGCUAAGAAAGGGCUUUGCUGACACUGGUCUGCACUCAUUGAGAAAGGAGCCACACAAAAUCCUAGCUGAGCAGCUGGGUGGGUGCUGGGAGCAGUGUCCCUUUUGCAGUGCUGCGUGCACCAACACCAUAGCUGAUCAUGAUGGAGCCCACAGUGUUUCCUUCCAUCGUCCUCAAGGUGUGAAUGGAUGGCACUGGUCCACAACAAACCAUCUUGUUACUGAUAUUUGUUCCAGUCUUGUAGCAAGCGAUUGCGAUUUCAUACUUAGUGGUGAUCGCGAGUACCCAUACAAGAAGUACCGAGAUGCAGGACAUCCGUAUAACACCUGGAACAUCACACCUGACACAUCGGUGCUGCCUUACUGGAAAUGGUUUGUGUGUCAUUUCAGGGAAGAUUUGGAAAAGCAGUACAGUAGAAAAUUUGAAGGCAGAGGUGAAAUCCCUUCCCAGUGGAAAACAGUUACAAAGACGGCUGUUCUUUCAGAGCUGGAAGCCUUCUUAAAGUAGUCAGAACAAAGACUAUACAAGUGUAGAAUCAAGGAAACCAGAUUGCAGUUGGAAACCGUAAGAAAAGAACUUAAUUUUCAAAUAUUGCUAUUGAUUGUAUUGCAUUUUAGAAAACUAGUUAGAUAAGCAAAGCUGUAGUCUAAACUAUUAUAUCGUGCAGAGAUCUAUACCGUAAUUCCUUUCAUUGUGCAGGUGUGGGGCUGCUUCUCCAGACUACAAUGUCAGAGUCCUGCAGUUUCCCCAAGUACAGAAAUCUAACUCACGCAUGUGUCCAUGUACUAAAAUCUUCCCUGCUGUGAGCGUAUUAACAUGGACAACUAAAAGCAGCAACGCAAAGAGCAAGGAAAGGCAAUAGUAAAUACUAACAUUAUAAAAAGUAGGAUAUGAUACAAUACUGCUUCACAUUUGCUCUUCUGAAUAGAGCGGGCAGCGUGCAGUUCUAGCUACAUGUGCCAGGGAUGCUCGAAUCAGGCUUGACUCCCCAUACCUGUUUUUUGGCUUGUUUCAUUCUUCAUGUAGUGACAUAUGCACUGAAAUAAAAACAC
Molecule: messenger RNA, 5363 nt
Organism: Alligator sinensis (Chinese alligator)
Lineage: Eukaryota; Metazoa; Chordata; Crocodylia; Alligatoridae
Product: interferon-induced very large GTPase 1-like
Exons: 1
Molecular function (GO): GTP binding
Source: RefSeq, a predicted model, not a curated record